Messenger RNA from Meloidogyne enterolobii, 2505 nucleotides. Lineage: Eukaryota; Metazoa; Nematoda; Chromadorea; Rhabditida; Meloidogynidae. The record is from the annotation of a GenBank genome assembly.
AUGCCAAAAAGAGGUUCUAGUUUUUAUUUGACUGAAACUAAAAAUUCUUCUGAUUCUUCAUCAAAUGGAAAUGGACAUAAUUCAACAAGUAAAAAUCAAAAUAUUGAAUUUUCUGGUUGGCUAUAUAAAUGGACAAAUUAUGUAAAGGGGUAUAGAAAACGUUGGUUUUUAAUUGAUUCUAUGGGAAAUUUGAAAUAUUACAGGUUUUUUUGUUUAAAAUUUUUUUAUAAAUUUUUUAAAAGAAACUCGAAUGAUGUGAAUGGACCUUCUCGUGGAUCGAUAAAAAUGGAAGAGGCUAGUGUUCGCAGUGAUCAACAUGAUGGACUUAAUAUGAUUAUAACAGUUCCAUUUUCACCAAAUUUACAUUUGAGAGCAAUUAAUGACUUGGACCGUUCAAAAUGGUUAAAAGCUUUGGAAAAUGCCAAACAUUUUGCAAUUAAAAGAGUUUCUUCUUUAGAAGAUGAUGAGAACGAAACAGAAAAAUUUUUGAGUAAAACACUUGAAUUGAAGGAAUAUCCACUUGGAGAUUUUGAAGGAAUGAAUAAAGAAUUGAAUGAAUUGGCUGCUAAAUUUUCAAACGAGUUGGAAGGGUUUUUGCAUUUUGCUGUUGGACAUUUAAAUGCUGCAGAUGCCAAAAAGUGUGUGGCUAAAGCUAAUUCUGUGAAAAUUUUGAGAGACGGGACUUUGAAGUUAACCGAUCAAUUAUUGACAAAAUACAAAAAAGAAUGCGAAUCUCUUUGCCGUCUAGCCCACUCACAAAAUGAAAAACACCAAGAAUUACAAAGGCAAUAUGAAAUUUUGGCUAGACAACAUCAACAACUUGAAGGGGAAGCUUUGAGACUUUCUGCUAGAGUGGCUGAUGAAAGUAGUAAAAAUACUGGAGGAUCGCUUUCAUAUAUGACAGCAUUAGGAGGACCAACACCCCCAUUAUUAAAAAAUCAGACAGAGGAAGAAGAAGAAGAUCAAUUUCAAGAUGCAACAGAUACUUUACCUGAAGAAGAAAAAAAUAAAUUUGAUUUUUUUGAAGAAAAUUUUGAGGGAGGGGGAAGUGAAGGAAAUGGAGGGGGUGGAGGUGGUGGAUGGUCAGAAAAAUCAUCUUCUUUUUGUUUUGAUGAAGAAGAAAUUGAAAUGGUUAAUAAAGGAGGAAAUGUUGCUGUUGUUAAUAAUUCAACAAAAAAUAAAUUAAAUGAAGUUGUUGGUAAUUCUUCUUUAAAAAGUCAAAAUAAUAAUUUGGAUUUGUCUAAAUGUAAAAUUAUUUUGCCUGAUCAACAAAAUUUAACAACUUAUCAAGAAAAUACUCAACCAAUAGUUGUUUCGAAUUUACCAAUUCCAAAAAGACGCUCAAAAAUUCCUCCUAAACCAGAAUCAUAUGGAUUGAAUCUUUGGUCAAUAAUGAAAAAUUGUAUUGGGAAAGAAUUGACUAGAAUUCCUUUACCUGCAAUACUGGUAAACUUUAACGAGCCCCUUUCAAUGUUACAAAGAAUAACCGAAGAUUUGGAAUAUUCUUAUUUGUUGGAUAGAGCUUCAGAAAAAUUGGAUAUAUCGGAAAGACUUGCAUAUACAGCAGCAUUUGCAAUUAGUGUUUAUUCGGCUACAGCUAAAAGAACAACAAAACCUUUUAAUCCUUUGUUGGGGGAAACUUUUGAAUUUGACAGAAGGGCAGAUUUGGGUUGGAGGUCUUUAACUGAACAAGUUUCUCACCACCCUCCAGCUGCAGCAAUGCACACAGAAGGUGUUAAUUGGGAAUUAAGUCAAGAAUUUAUGGUUGCUUCUCGUUUUCGUGGAAAAUAUAUGUCUGUAAUACCUACGGGAUAUACUCAAAUUAAAUUUAAAGAUGGAAAGGCUAAUUUUAUUUUUCAAAAAGUAACAACAACUGUACAUAAUAUAAUUGUCGGGAAACUUUGGAUUGAUAAUCAUGGGACGAUGAAUAUUGUCAAUCAUGUUAGUGGAGAACGUGCAAAUAUUAAAUUUCAUUCAUACAGAAUUAUUUUAGACAAAAAAGGAAAUGCUCGUUUUUAUAUUUUUGGUUAUUGGGAUAGCUAUUUAAAUAUUGCUUUAAUUAAUAAUCAAAAAAAUCAGCAGGGAAAGGUUUUGAUUGAAACUGGGGAGCCAAAAAGGAUUUGGACUGUUAAAGAGCCUUUGGGAGAUUCUUCAAUGUUUAACUUCACAAAAUUAGCUAUAGAAAUGAAUGAACCAGAUGACCAAGUAGCCCCAACAGACUCUCGUUUUCGUCCAGAUCAGCGUUUAAUGGAAAAUGGGGAUUGGGAUGGGGCUAAUGAUCGUAAAAAUGAAUUGGAGGAUAAACAAAGGAAGGCUAGACGUAAAGCUGAGGCCGAGGCUGAAAGGGCGAUUGCUAAUAAUCAACAACCUCCAGAAUACCAAGCUUGUUGGUUCCAAAAAGUACAAGAUACAAAUACCGGUUCAGUAAUUCACACAAUUCGAGGUAAUGAAUAUUGGGAAUGUAAAGAGAAAAAGGAUUGGUCUAGAUGUCCAAAUAUUUAUUAA